AUGGCAACAGAAGCGAUCGAAACCCGGUCCCCUUUUCCUACAUUGAAGGUAAGAGGCAGUGAUGAAACCGCACCCGAAGUGGUCUGUUUUCCUACCUCUCAGGCGGCUUCGGUUUUGGCCACGGGGAUCGGCGGCAGUAUCAGCCCGAGCGGCGGCGUUUCCAGCUCCAACAGCAGUCCGACUGAGCGAAAGCAGACGAUCAGGAAUUUCUUGACGACCCCUCCAGAGGCGUCAGCAAAGCGGCACCUCCUGGAUCCCGCUGAGGUUGCCUUCGAAGCCAACACAUUCCGCCAGCCUUACCAAUCACUACAAGGCAUGAACUCGAAUUCUGUCCUUUAUUGCGACUCAAAUGCCACUGUCUCCACAAAUGAGCGAUACCAAAACCGGUCAUCAUCGCAGGAGCUUGGAUGGGAAGCCGCCUGUUUGCCAGGCCUGAACCGAAUGUGCUCGAGUCCUCCUGAAGAAAAGGAGUCCAGACCAGCCGAGUCAGAACACGAAAGUGGAAGCCAGAUUCAAGAGGAGGAAGAUGACGGGAUACUUGUGGUGGUGAAGAGAAAUGGUGAAACGAAGGAGGAAUUUGAGCCUCACUCGGUCAAUGUGCAAUGCUUGAAACCACCUCGAUCAGACUCCCAGAAUGCCCAACCCACCACUUUCCCUUCCAGCUCAUGCGAGGUACCAAGAACACAGACUUCUGACGAGCUUUCGUCCUGGCAAUCGUUCACUCGGACACCAAUCAGCAUGAAACCUCAUCCGGUUGAACCGAAUGAACUAGACUUUCCAACCUUUGGAGCUACAGCCGCUUCGGGAUGCGCUUCACCAACUGCCUCAUCGACUGGACAACGAGUCGCUCUGGCCAGUUUGCUAACACCCGACUGUCCCACUGUCCAUCUCCUUGGCGAUCAGGACUCAAGGCCCCCUGAACCGCUGUCGUCAGGCUCACGUCUACUUUGUCGCACCUCCACCACGACGAAGGCAUCACAUGGCAUUCGUGACAUCCUUGGAGAGUCGCACGAUUCCACUAGCACCGAAGGACUUGGUCGUGGUUAUCGCCGCCACCGACGAGGCAGUAGAACCGGCAGCAACGAUGCUGAACAAGAAAAAAGCCCAGUGGACGAAUGCGAGAAAUCGCAAUUGGAAUGUGACAACUUUGAGGCCGGCGAAGAGAAGCAUGCCUUAGCCUCUUCUUCCUCUUCCUCUUCUUCCUCCUGCUCCUCCUCCUCCUACGCCUCCUCAUCGGCCGUUGCCUUGGCGGGGCAUCCUGCCAGUCAGCAAAGCAAUAAUUCUCCUAACUCCGAGGCCCCAAUCGGUCAGAUGGUCUCCCCAUUUCCCAAGAGACCGAAUCCCCUAGACCCAGUCGCCUCCACGAGCCUAGCUUCUGGGCUUUUUGCUCAAGCCAACCUUCCAAACAGCCUUUUUGCUGGUCUUCCAGGCUUCCAAGGCAUUCCAGUCCUUCCAGGCAUCACGGGCCUCCAGAGCCUCCAGACGCCCCAAGCCGCCAUGAUUACGGCCGCUCAUUUGGCCGCCGCUGCUGCAAUGUUAUCGCGUCUUCGAGGCCAUUGUCUUGCUCCGCUAGGCGAAGACGCUAACUCUCCUCCUCCCCAUCCUCCUCCUCUUCCUCCACCUCCACCUCCACCACCUCCACCCCCUCUCCCUCCUCGUUCUGGGACGGAAAUGGCGUCUGAAUCACAGCAACCCUCGCAAGUUGAUACCGGCCCAGAGGUCAGUGAACCUGACGAGGCAACUAUGACCGAGGCUGGAAGCUUACUGUCACCCUCGGCAUUUUGGUCAGGCCUCCUCAAUUCUCGUAGUCUCUUCAUGGGCGCCCUAACGACGUCCAGGCCUACUUGCUCCGCGCUUUCUGGACCACGAGUCACUGUGGGCCUUGACUCAAGCGAUCGGCAUCUGCAGAGUCCCGGAGGUGGCCUGUCAAGUGAAGGACUGAGGGUCGUCAGUCCUGGCAGUCUGGCAGACGUCGUUCUUGCGUCCAGACCUUAUCCAGACCUAUCGCCGGUAUCACCUUCGAGUGGCGGGCCAAGAGAUCUGACCUCUGCCGCAAUGACGAGCAUUGCAUCACUCGACGAUCUAAUGUCUCACUCGGGAGCGGCCAGACUCUUUUCGACCGGUUUUUUCACCGGAUCCAACCAAGACGUCUCCAUGGCCCCGCCUGAGACAUACGAGGAGGCUGGUGAGUUGGCGACUCGACCGAUCUGGCCGUCCGGGCAUCUGCUGCCUCCGGGACUCGCCGGCCUCGCCACCAGCAACUCCGUCACUGGCAACACGCAGUCCCUCCUCAUGACGGGUGUAGCACAGUCGGCCGUCUCUUUGCCGUCACACUCAGCAGCUUCAGCUGCAGCGGCUGCCGUCGCGGCUGGGGCGAGUCAAAACGCUCUUCUCCCAUUGUCGCAUGGUCAGAUCAGUCUGCCGGCGGGACUCGUGUCGAGUGAGGCUGCAGCCGCCUGUUUGUUGUCACAGACAGCCGUCUCGUCUAAUCUAAUGUCGCCCAGUUCCAUUGGUAUGCAGCCACAGCGAAUUGGGGCAGUCGCUUCUCUCAGCCAGUCUCCGCUACUCGGACUUCGUCUCUGCAGUGGAGGUAGGAUUUGUUUUGUUGUUUCGUUUGAAGAGGUAAACAUCAUGCAUUCCCAAGUUGGCCUCACCGGAUGCUGUAGAGAGAAUGUCUUGGAGCUGCGACCGUAG
This is a messenger RNA of Protopolystoma xenopodis, 2694 nucleotides long. Lineage: Eukaryota; Metazoa; Platyhelminthes; Monogenea; Polystomatidea; Polystomatidae. The record is from the annotation of a GenBank genome assembly.